UACCCAGUGCAGUAGCAGCAGCAGAGUAGAGCAUAAACUCCAUCAUGGCUGGACACCAUGCGCGAAUAAUGAACAGCGAUAUUGAAUCAUGCGAAUCUAGCCUGGCACAAUCUCAGUUCAUGCUUGCCGGCAGGUGCUGUCAGAAUCUGCUGCUGUUGCUAGUGGUUACGGGCGCAUUCUCGGCAGAGUGGGGUGCUGGCCAGAGCCAGGAUAUUGCCUCUAGCCCACUAGUCACCGGCGAUGAUUUGCCCAACAUCUGCUCCAUCUUCUCGACACCAGUAGCAGCCUCUCAGACUGAGUGGAGCAUACUGGAAGGUGUCAUCUUCUCCUUCCACAAAAGGUAUUCUCUGGCUGAGCAGGUAUGCUCAGAGUUCCUGGAUUGGGAAGCCUUUCAGCAAGCCGCUGCCAUGGACUUUACUUUGUACACCGGUGGAGCAAAUCUUCCUGCGGUCCUAGAGGAGAUUUCCACCUACGCUUUCUUCAUGAGAGACUCGUGCAGUUCCAAUCUGUUGGCGGCAUCGCAAACCCAAACCAUACUAUCAGUUGAGCGUGGCCAGGUGCCGGGCGCAUCCCUGGGCCAGCUAGCGCAGCAGCGGGUAGCAAACCUGAACCUCAACAUCACAGCGUUGCGUGGCCAGCUGGCGUCCUGCAACUCUUUAAAACUCCAUAGACAGGCUGUAUGUGCUGUACUGAAUGAUCUUGUGGAGAUUGCCACCGAUCCCAACAUCAAUAUGCGCAACGAAACACUGCGCAACUUGACCAGAAAUACGCUGACCGGUGAGAGGGAGACGCUGUCCGACGUCCUCUUUGACCCAGAUGCCCCCGCAGUGUCUAGCUUGUUCACACCGCUGACCAGCCGUGAGGUUAUUGCCAUUUCGCCGGUCCUGUCGGCAAGACACGUCCUGCACAUCAGUGCGUGGGCGUCCAGUCCAACGUUCGAUAACAUCAAUGAGUACCCAGCGUUCUAUCGAAUGUCACCGUCGGACGACCAUCAGGUGGAAGCCAUAGUGGACUUGCUAACUGAAUUGGAAGCCACUUAUGUAUCCCUGAUUGCUGGAGCCGAUGAUCUAUAUAGCGGGCAUGGGUUUAACCUAUUGCUGGAGAAAUCUCGAUCUAGCCGGAAGUUCUGUUAUGCAGUGCAGCACCGCAUAUCUUCCAUAGACAACAGCUCCUCCCUGUCCGCAGCGAGGGCCAUCGCCAGCAAUCCUGACGCCAGGGUUGUGAUUAUAUUCGCCACUCCGGAGCAAAUGUCGUUAUUCAUACCUGCGUUCAAUAGUUUCAAUAUCACCGGCCGUAUUGUCAUCGGAAGCAGCGACUGGUUCAAUCGCUUGGACUACUCCACCAUUCCAGUUGGUUCACCGUUCUACAACUCCGUCACGUUUGGUUUCGUCCCAGCGCCCGAAGUGCUCUAUCCAGAUAUAGGUCGGGCUGUGCACGAUUUUAAACGCUCGCUACGGAACGCCUCUGCACUUCGCGCAAUGGCUGAAAGGAAUACUUUUGUUCGCCAGUAUGUGCAGAAGCUUGGUGAAUGUACUGUUGAACACACUGGUGAACAGGUUCCGAGCAGUUGUAUGUGUACAUCAUCUACUGCAUCAAGCCAGCAAAGUCCUGCGCCGAUGAGGCAGUGCGGCGAGAACUUCACAUUGCCAGCAAAGCAGUUUACCGUUGCCCCAGUGACUUUGUUCAUGGCCAAUGCUCUAGGUAUUGUACUGCAACAGACUGGUUCCUUGCAGCCAAUAUGCAUAGGAGGGACGUGCGAAUUUCUUCCAUUCCCGGCAGCUCCUAAUCGCAUCACCACUGGCUGGCGAAACCUGGAGUUGGAGUGCACUAGGCGGGACGGCAGCUUGCGGCGAUGCCGUGUUUUCACUGACAAGCAGAGUGGGUAUCCAUUCUAUGAGCUGCGUGUCAUGCGCAGCCCCGGUCAUACAGCUGCGACAGCGCAGGCAGAUCUUAUCUACGAGGGUGUCGGUAGCUGGGACGGGACGGAUGGCGGCGGCUAUGAUAGCCGGUUACACUGGUACACUGGCUCCUGUGUUGACUUUGGAACCGGAGGAGAGUGUGUGAACAUGACACAGCGUAGAGCCUUGCGGCAUCUUUCCAAUAACAGCUCCCGUAGUAGUACAGGCACAAUAGUAUCCAGUAUUCCAUUAUCAGUGUGCAGUGUGCCGUGUCCUCGGGGUAGGUUCCUACGCAUCAGUAACCCAGAGCAGUUUUGCUGCUGGCAAUGCAUAGAAUGCACAACUGGUGAAGUAAGUACUCGAGAAAACUCGCCCAGCUGCUCAUCGUGCUCCGGACAGCUCGUACCCAGCUUCAACCGCAGUGUAUGCAUCCCACCCAUCAUCAGGAGGUGGCCUUGGUCCGACAAUUGGUCCUGGGCUCUGUUAAGCCUUUCCGUUCUGGGAGUUCUACUGUCUCUUUCGAUCUUGGCCGUGUUUGCGGCAAAGCGCCAGGAGCCAAUGAUCAUCAAAUCCAGCCUUCCACACAUGACGGUAAUCCUCAUCUCUGCUGCAUGCUAUUUUACACUCUCCGGCACACUCCUGUUUGUUGAUAAUUCAACAUCUGUACGCUGUUAUGCACAUCGGUGGACAAAAUUCGUUUUCACCGUGUUGUCGUUGUCUGCUCUGCUCUUCAAAACACACCGCAUCAAGCAGAUAUUCAAAGCUAACACGCCGCUACCGAAGCUUGCGUACUGGCGAAGGACACUGCUCAAUAGUAGUUGUCAAGUCGGAAUGGUGGUCGCCGCAGCGUUUAUAAUGGUCAGUAUUGUGGCCGCUUUUAGUGCUGGUUUCCCGAUUCAACCAACAUUGGUCUUUCUCGAUGAGCGGACGGCAGCGUAUAUCUGCAAUGAACCCGUCCUUGGCAACGUCAUCAUAUUGAUCCUGGCCACGCUUGUCAAUUUGCUAAUAGCCGUGUUUGCCUUCCAGGCCAGGAACUUGCCAGAUGACUAUAACGAGUCAAAGUUGAUUUUGACUACUGGUGGCGUGUGCCUGAUUGUGCUAGCUGCUCUCCUUCCCAGUCUUCUAACUACGGGCGAAGCUCUGCGUGCCGUUGUCAUCAACUUGGUCCUGGCGACGUACCACUUUGCCGUCCUGACCACCCUGUGUGUCCCACGCGUUUACUGGUCCGUGUUUGGUUUCGCGGAGAAUUACGUCCCACCCCGCACCAGCAACAGUAUCCAUAGUAACAAUGGUGGGUAUCCAAUGGCUUCUCCAGCUGCGCGCACACCAUCCUCUGUAUCAGACUCUGUUCUUUCGGAAUGUGGCUGCCAUUGUCAUCAAAGACAUCGCCUAAAGCCACUACAAGCUUCAUCAUCGCUAACCCCACCAGCCUCGCCUUCCCCAAAUACAAUACGCGACAGCCAGGAGAUGGUCACCAGCAAUGGUGUGACAUCAUCACUUCCAAUUGCAUGAUGUCAUGAUUUCCUCCUGACAGUAAUUACAUCAUCAAGUCUAGAUGCUUGUACCAAAUCCUCUCUUUUAUGGCACCAUCAUCAUUUUCCGCGGCUAUGUGAGUGGCUAGUGAUACUAUUUCCUUUGCCAGAAUGAAUUACCUCUUGCGAUGUAUACCUCGGCUAUAACCAAUGGCCACCGGCUGCCCUUGAUCAUGGCUGGCAAUCUAUUGAAUUUUGUUGACACGCUUGAGUUAAUGAUUGCAUCAUAACCCUAUACAUACAAUGUGCUUGUGUAGUGCUUGCUAUGAGUUUCAGAUAGGAUUCAACCUUGUGGUUUCAACCUACCAGUAGAAACGUUAUAAAAACGACUUCUGGAUGCAUGCACACAAAUGCUGAGCUCGAGCAAUCCUAGAUUGCAUACCUCUAAUGGUAUUGUGACUAUUAUUUUCAUCAUGAACCGGAAAAUAACGUCCUGGAUGAA
Molecule: messenger RNA, 3872 nt
Organism: Sycon ciliatum
Lineage: Eukaryota; Metazoa; Porifera; Calcarea; Leucosolenida; Sycettidae
Exons: 3
Coding region: 45-3410 (1121 amino acids)
Biological process (GO): regulation of synaptic transmission, glutamatergic; G protein-coupled glutamate receptor signaling pathway
Cellular component (GO): plasma membrane
Molecular function (GO): adenylate cyclase inhibiting G protein-coupled glutamate receptor activity
Source: RefSeq, a predicted model, not a curated record